This is a messenger RNA of Tripterygium wilfordii, 2243 nucleotides long. RefSeq lists its product as uncharacterized. The record is from RefSeq and is a predicted model, not a curated record. The transcript has a single exon. Lineage: Eukaryota; Viridiplantae; Streptophyta; Magnoliopsida; Celastrales; Celastraceae. Bases 61 to 2076 code for a protein of 671 amino acids.
UCACUCUAGCGAUUCUUCUCGGGAAGCUUUUUCACAUGAACUGCUCUCUCUGCUGUGAAAAUGGAAGGAGCCCCAGACCCAGAAAGUCUCCCACCUUCCCACUCUGUCUCUGACAAAAUGGACGGAAACCCAGACCCAGAACAAGAAGCCCUGCACCACAACGCUCUCGCGGAGGACAAAUUCAAGGUCUCAAACCUCAAAUCCGCUCUCAAGCACGCCAAGAAGGCUCACCGCCUAUCACCCAACCUUGACGGCCUCUCCACGAUGAUCACCGCCUUCAAAAUACUCCGUGCGGCGGAGAAAUCCACUGGAGAUGCCGCUCCCGACUGGUACAAAGUCCUCCAGGUAGAGCCCUUCUGUCAUAUUAACAGUAUUAAGAAACAGUACAAGAAACUUGCGCUUGUUUUGCACCCUGAUAAGAAUUCGUAUUUGGGAUGUGAAGAGGCGUUUAAGCUUGUGGGUGAGGGGUUUAGGGUUUUUUCGGAUAAGAUAAGGAGGAAGGAGUUUGAUAUGAAGCUGAGGAUAAAGAUUCAAGGAGAGAGGAUGGGUGGUGGUGGUGAGGAGGAGGAGACAUUUUGGACUGCGUGUUCGAGGUGUAGGUUGUUGCACCAGUUUGAGAGGAGGUAUUUGGGGCAUAAUUUGUUAUGCCCGAAUUGUAAAAGCAGUUUUGUGGCUGUGGAGGUUGAGGGGGGAAGUACCAAGGAGGAGAAGGAGAAGGAGAAGGAGGAGGAAGAUGGGAUUAGGGUUUGGAGUAAGAGACUGAGGAGCAGUGUGGGUUCAAAGUGGAAAGCAAGUGAUGAUCUUGGUGAGGUAAUUGGUGGCUUGAGAUCGAGAAAUAAAAUGGGUAGUGCUGGUUUGAACAGAAAAGUGGUUGACUGCAAUAAAAAUGGGGAUUUGAAGGGGAAAGAUCAUGGUGGGGACAAGGCGAGGAAAGGUGAUGUUGCUGCAGAAUGGGGAAGUGGUAGGUUGAGGAGUGUGGCUUUGAGGAGGAGAACAAGCACUGUUGGUGAGGUGUUGCAGAGGGCAAAGCCAAAGCAAGUGAAAUCUGCCGAGGAUACUAUGACCCUGGCUGAGAUGCAGUUGGAAGCUAAGCGCAAGGCGAGUCAAGUAAAAAUGAAGGAAAUGAUGAAUGUGGAAGAGAGGGAGAAGGCGAAGGAUAAAGAGAAGGAGAAGGGAAAGGAAACGAACGGUGCUCUGAAAACGUCUAGAGAUUUGGGGAUUGGGAGAAAUGAAGCCUCAGAUGUGAGUGGGGAUAUGGGAAUUGUGGCUCGGAGAACUUCCAAGAAUACUAGGAACUCAGAAGCUGAUAAGAGUGCAGGUGUGGCAAUUGAGAGACACAGGGGUUAUAAGCAAAGGGAUUUGGGAAUUAUGGCAGUGGAGGAUUCCGAUUUUUAUGAUUUUGAUAAAGAUAGAACAGAGAGGACUUUUAAGAAAGGGCAAAUCUGGGCUAUAUAUGACGACGAUGAUGGAAUGCCUCGAUAUUAUGGUUUGAUAGAUGAAAUUGUUUCAGUUUACCCAUUUGAGUUGAAGUUUAGCUGGUUGGAUCCGCAAAGUAAUGGAGAUGAUGGGUUGAUGUGUUGGGAGAAAAUGGGAUUUCAUGUAUCUUGUGGGAGUUUCAAAGUUGGAAAGACAACCUCGACAAACUUAGUCAAUAUCUUUUCACAUCUUGUGUAUUUUGAAAGGGCAGCAAGAGAAAUUUAUCGGAUUUAUCCGAAGAAGGGUUCAGUUUGGGCACUUUACAAUGAAGCAGCUAUGGAUGCAGAGGGAAUAAACCUUUCAGCUAGCGAUAAGCGAAGCUACAACAUUGUUGUGUUUCUGACAACAUACAGUGAGAUGCAUGGAUUGAGCAUGGCUUACCUUGAGAAGGUUGAGGGGUUCAAGACUUUAUUCAAGAGACGAGAGAUUGGUUCUCAUGCUAUUAGAUGGCUAGAAAAAUACGAUGUUCGCUUGUUUUCCCAUCAGAUUCCUGCAAGAAAGCUUUCUGGAAAUGAAGCCCCGGAUCGCUUGAAAGACUGUUGGGAACUUGACCCCGCUUCACUUCCUUCAGAUUUGCUUACUAUUGUUUGGGGUAGAUGAAGUGUGGCUGAGCAUUAUUGUAUAGCUUCCAUCAUAUUUUUCUAUUUUGAUUCUUGUUCUAUGUGAUUUUAACAAAAUGAUGAUGAAGCCAGGGAAACGAAUGCCUUGCUGUUUAAUGCCCUGUAAAUAUACAUUGAAUGGUCAGAAACUCUGGCACAAUUACUCAA